Messenger RNA from Protomyces lactucae-debilis, 1146 nucleotides. Its product is annotated as meiotically up-regulated gene 113-domain-containing protein. Bases 1 to 1146 code for a protein of 381 amino acids. The record is from RefSeq and is a predicted model, not a curated record. The transcript has a single exon. Lineage: Eukaryota; Fungi; Ascomycota; Taphrinomycetes; Taphrinales; Protomycetaceae.
AUGAGUGGCAAGGCCGGGCCGGCGCCAGACGCGCUGUACUGUAGAGGACGUAAUGCCAAGGGAGAUGCUUGUAGAAACGUCGUCAGUGCUACGCGAAUAGACCGCUUCUGCCACCAUCAUCGCGAACAACAAGAUGCUCCCAGACCUGCUCAGGUCGCGCACGGCGAUGAGAUCCUGCUAGCUCGCGAGGAGUCUCCAGAGCCUUUUCUUGCUCCUCCGCUUGAGCGACUUCGGUCUACGCCCAAAUUCACCAAAGAUGCACUCGCUGCAAUGCACGAACAAAUCAAUGGACGAGUCUCCACACCGCCCGUGGCAGAAAAGCCGAUGCGUGCGUUCCCAGCAACGCUGAGGACACCCGCAGAGCAAGAGAUCGGUGAAGCUGGCACGAACGCUUCGUUCUGGGGCGCGUGCUUUGGCUGUUUUGCCGCAUCUCCUCCGUCCGUUGAGACAUUGCCAAGUGUGCCUGAAAAGCCACCGUCAGACGACACCAAGCGAGCAGCAAAAGUGGCUCGGAAACCAGUCGUCUAUGAUGUUCAAGGUACAGAAAUGCAACCAGUCGCUCCAGCUGGCCCUGCAGCACUGCCAGCUCGCAUUUUGCAAAACCAUCUCGACUUGCAGCAGCACUUGCAGCAUCUGACACUCGCUCCGAGCGCGGCACAAUAUAUCCCUGAUGCUACGGAUCCAUCUGUCGCUCAAUUGACGCCAGCACAGUACAAGAAGCUGGCCAGCUAUGCACAAUCCUUGGCAGAUCGUUCCGAAGCCGGUACGCUCGCUGCCCCAUCCGCUGUCUUUGAGUACAUUUACGUCUUUCGUCUUGACGGCGAUCACCAUUGGACACCCCAAAUAUCACUCAAGAUUGGACGCACGAGCUCUGUUGAGCGGCGCCUAAAACAGUGGACCCGCCAAUGCAAGCAGCAAGUCGACUUUCUAGACAGCUUCCCAACGCAGUACUCAAGCUCGCUAGAGCGCUUGAUUCACCUUGAACUCCAAGUGGAAAACGUCAGAACAGCUUGUGAUGGUUGCGGCACGGUACACCGUGAAUGGUUUGCACUUGAGCGCGACACUGCGCGCGGCCGUGUUCGACGUUCUGUUGAACGGUGGCAACAAUUUCUGCAAGGAAUACAUCGAGGCCAAAUCGCUGUCUAG